This is a messenger RNA of Phycomyces blakesleeanus NRRL 1555(-), 639 nucleotides long. RefSeq lists its product as hypothetical. Lineage: Eukaryota; Fungi; Mucoromycota; Mucoromycetes; Mucorales; Phycomycetaceae. The transcript has 3 exons. The record is from RefSeq and is a predicted model, not a curated record. Bases 1 to 639 code for a protein of 212 amino acids.
AUGGAAGACAUUGCCCGCCUACCCACUAAUUUUAUGCCUGCUCCAGUUGUGUCCAAUGGACCAACUCCUAAGCGUACAGUGGUGAUUGCUUAUGACCACACAAACCAAAGCGACGCCUUGUUGGCCAAGGCAAUUCGACUUGGAAUGAUUGCUCCUUCAGAUGAUAUCCGGAUCCUACACAUCAUUUGUCAAGACGAAUUCAAAAAGCUGUUUCAAAACACAGGAAUGACCGAGUCCUAUGCCUCCCACUAUAUUGAAAGAGAAGAUUCUGGCCAUGACUCUGCAAUGGUGGUUGCUGCAGAUAUGAUUGUAAAUGAUAUCAUUGACGUUUUGGACAGAAAUGGCUUUAAGAAUGUUAAGUCUGAAGUUCUGAGAGGUGACCCAAAGAAAUCAGUAAUUGAUUAUUGCAUUCAGUGCCGUCCAACCUACAUUAUCACUGGUACCAGAGGUUUAGGAGUCCUCAAGCGAACCCUUCUUGGUUCUGUUUCAGACUACAUUGCCAAGCAUUGCCCGAACCCUGUAUUGAUCCUUAAACUUACUCCCGAGGAAUUAAGCAGUCGCGAAGAACAAGACGAUCAGAAAAAGACUCGAUUCACACAGCUACAAAAUACAUUGAAAUCCAAGGGUAGAGCAGCAUAA